AUGGCCAACGCCCCUCACGGUGGUGUCCUCAAGGACCUUCUCGCCCGCGAUGCUCCCCGCCAGGUCGAGCUCGCCGCUGAGGCCGAGUCUCUCCCCGCUGUGACCCUCACUGAGCGCCAGCUGUGUGAUCUCGAGCUGAUCAUGAACGGAGGUUUCUCUCCUCUGGAGGGUUUCAUGAACCAGGCAGACUACGACCGUGUCUGUGAGGACAACCGCCUUGCCGAUGGCAAUGUGUUCUCCAUGCCCAUUACCCUCGACGCUAGCCAAGAGGUUAUCGACGAGAAGAAGCUCCAGGCUGGCUCUCGCAUCACCCUGCGUGACUUCCGUGACGACCGUAACUUGGCUAUUCUUACUAUCGACGACAUUUACCGCCCCGACAAGACUAAAGAGGCCAAGCUUGUCUUCGGCGGUGACCCAGAGCACCCGGCUAUCGUGUACCUGAACAACACCGUCAAGGAGUUCUACAUUGGUGGAAAGAUCGAGGCCGUCAACAAGCUCAACCACUACGACUAUGUCGCCCUCCGCUACACCCCCGCAGAGUUGCGUGUCCACUUCGACAAGCUGGGCUGGUCCCGUGUCGUCGCCUUCCAGACUCGUAACCCCAUGCACCGUGCCCACCGUGAGCUGACUGUCCGCGCGGCCCGUUCCCGCCAAGCCAAUGUCCUGAUUCACCCCGUUGUCGGUCUCACCAAGCCCGGUGACAUUGACCACUUUACCCGUGUCCGCGCCUACCAGGCUCUCCUUCCCCGCUACCCCAACGGCAUGGCCGUCCUGGGUCUCCUGGGUCUGGCCAUGCGUAUGGGUGGUCCCCGUGAGGCCAUCUGGCACGCCAUCAUCCGUAAGAACCAUGGUGCCACCCACUUCAUUGUCGGUCGUGACCACGCCGGUCCUGGUUCCAACUCCAAGGGCGAGGACUUCUACGGCCCCUACGAUGCUCAGCACGCCGUCGAGAAGUACAAGGACGAGCUCGGCAUCGAGGUCGUCGAGUUCCAGAUGGUUACCUACCUCCCCGACACCGAUGAGUACCGCCCCGUUGACCAGGUCCCCGCUGGCGUGAAGACCCUCAACAUCUCCGGUACCGAGCUCCGCCGUCGUCUGCGCUCCGGCGCUCACAUCCCCGAGUGGUUCUCUUACCCGGAGGGUUUCACCAUCUUCCUGACCGGUUACAUGAACUCCGGCAAGGAUGCCAUCGCCCGUGCUUUGCAGGUUACCCUGAACCAGCAGGGUGGUCGUUCCGUCUCCCUGUUGCUGGGUGACACCGUCCGCCACGAGCUCUCCUCCGAGCUGGGCUUCACCCGCGAGGACCGUCACACCAACAUCCAGCGCAUUGCCUUCGUUGCCACUGAGCUUACCCGCGCCGGUGCCGCUGUCAUCGCUGCCCCCAUUGCUCCCUACGAGGAGUCUCGCAAGUUCGCCCGUGACGCUGUCUCCCAGGCUGGAUCCUUCUUCCUGGUCCACGUCGCCACUCCCCUCGAGCACUGCGAGCAGUCCGACAAGCGUGGCAUCUACGCUGCUGCUCGUCGUGGCGAGAUCAAGGGCUUCACUGGUGUCGACGACCCUUACGAGACUCCUGAGAAGGCUGAUCUCGUUGUCGACUUCUCCAAGCAGAGUGUGCGCAGCAUUGUGCACGAGAUCAUUCUCGUUCUGGAGAGCCAGGGUUUCCUGGAGCGUCAGUAA
Messenger RNA from Penicillium mononematosum, 1677 nucleotides. It is a transcript of the gene sC, whose product is annotated as sulfate adenylyltransferase. The coding region runs from base 1 to 1677 and encodes 558 amino acids. Gene Ontology annotation, biological process: sulfur amino acid metabolic process. Lineage: Eukaryota; Fungi; Ascomycota; Eurotiomycetes; Eurotiales; Aspergillaceae. The record is from RefSeq and is a predicted model, not a curated record. Gene Ontology annotation, cellular component: cytoplasm. The transcript is spliced from 6 exons. Gene Ontology annotation, molecular function: ATP binding; adenylylsulfate kinase activity; sulfate adenylyltransferase (ATP) activity.